This is a messenger RNA of Antechinus flavipes (yellow-footed antechinus), 918 nucleotides long. RefSeq names its product olfactory receptor 4C5-like. Gene Ontology annotation, molecular function: olfactory receptor activity; G protein-coupled receptor activity. The record is from RefSeq and is a predicted model, not a curated record. Gene Ontology annotation, biological process: G protein-coupled receptor signaling pathway. The transcript has a single exon. Gene Ontology annotation, cellular component: membrane. The coding region runs from base 1 to 918 and encodes 305 amino acids. NCBI's taxonomy places the organism in Eukaryota, Metazoa, Chordata, Mammalia, Dasyuromorphia, Dasyuridae.
AUGGAUAGUGCAAACAAUGUAACUGAAUUCAUUCUUUUGGGUCUCACACAGAAUCCAGAGAUGCAGAAAAUGUUUUUUGUGGUAUUUUUACUCAUCUAUCUGUUGACCUUGGUGGGAAAUCUAUUAAUUGUCAUUACCAUUGCAGUCAGUCAGACUCUAAACUCCCCUAUGUAUACCUUUCUUUCUUAUUUGUCCUUCUUAGAUAGUUGCUAUUCUUCUUCCAUGGGCCCCAAAAUGAUAAUUGAUUCCCUCUCUGAUAGAAAAACAAUAUCUUUCAAUGCAUGCAUGGCCCAGCUCUUUGCAGAACAUUUGUUUGCUGGGGCUGAGAUUAUCCUCCUAAUGGUGAUGGCCUAUGACAGUUAUGUGGUCAUUUGUAAGCCCCUGCAUUAUUUAACCAUCAUGUACAGAUCAGUAUGUAGUCUUUUGGUGGGAUUGGCUUGGAUGGGAGGCUUUAUUCAUGCCAUAAUAUUGAUUCUAUUCAUCAUUUGGUUACCUUUCUGUGGACCCAAUGUUAUUGACCAUUUUCUUUGUGAUUUCUUUCCUUUGUUGAAACUCUCUUGUGUUGAUAUCCAUCCCUUUGGGAUUUUUGUUGCUGCCAAUAGUGGGAUAAUGUGCAUACUAAUUUUUUUCAUGCUUCUCGCAUCUUAUAUCAUCAUUUUGAAUUCCCUGAAAACACAUAGCUCAGAAGGGCAGCGCAAAGCUCUUUCAACUUGUGUGUCCCACAUUGCCGUGGUCAUUUUGUUCUUUGUGCCAUGUAUGUUUGCAUAUCUACGGCCUAUGACCACUUUUCCCAUUGAUAAGGCCAUGGCUGUGUUUUAUACAAUGAUAACACCAAUGUUAAAUCCCCUAAUCUACACAUUGAGGAAUGAAGAAGUAAAAAAUGCCAUGAGAAAAUUAUGGAGCCAAAGAAUGCUUUAA